UAUUGACCUCCAACCAAUUAUCUUCUUCUUUUUCUCUGAGCAUUAUCAUAAUUCUAGAGAGAGAAAGUGUUUCAGAAUUGCAAAUUUCAUGUAAAUUUGAACUGAAUUUGAUGUCUGAAGGCUGAAUUUAUGAUUCAGGAAGCUACUUGAUGUGAUUCUAAAGGUGUACGGACGGAAAUUAAGGUCACUUUUAAGGUUUUUAUGGUUAAUUAAGUAUUUCGGAAUCUAUUUAUGUUAAUUUUAUAAGAAUUAUUAGUAUUUGAAGCUGUUUUGAUGUUAAUUUGAAGUGAAAUUGUGGUUAAAGGUUUGAAUUCUAGGGUUUUGUGGUGAAUUUAGUGUCUCGGAACGUUUCGGAAGCUAUUUGAUGCAGUUUUUACUGAAAUUAAGCUGAUCUGCUGUAGUUUUUAGGGUUUUGUGGUGAAUUGAUAGUUUAUGAAGCUAUUUGAUGUUAAUUUUGAGUGAAAUUGAGUUGAUCUGUGGUGAUUUUUAGGGUAUCUGAAGCAAUUUGAUGAAUUUUAUACUGAAAUUUUAUUGAUCUGUGGUGAGUUUUAGGGUUUUGUGGUGAAUUAAUAGUUUCGGAAGUAUUCGAUGUUAGUUAUGUUCAUUUGAUGCUUCUUUUGAGCUGAUCUGUGGUGAAUUUUAGGGUUUUUGUGAGAACUGGUAGUUUUGGAAAGUAUUUGAUGUUGAAUUGAAGGUUUUUAGUGAUUGAAGGUUGAACUUUAGCGUUUUUGGCCGGAAAUAUGUGAUUACAGCUAUUGAUAUAGAGAUCUGUGAUGAGAGUUUGAUUAUUUUAGUGAAAUGACAUCUUCAGAAGUUUCAAGCAAAAGUAAUAAUAAUAAUAAUACUAGUAGUAAUAUGAGAGUAGGAGAUUUAGAUGUGUUUUCGUUGUCUAAUUUUAGCGAUAAAAACGACACUGUUGGUGAUUCUAUAGCUGCUUCGGCUAUUUCCGGUGCCGGAAAAGGUGAUGCAGAUAGCGCGCUUUACAAGGAACUAUGGCGAGCGUGUGCUGGUCCGCUUGUUACGGUUCCCCAGGAAAACGAGCUAGUGUUUUACUUUCCACAAGGACACAUUGAACAGGUCGAGGCAUCGACUAAUCAAGUAGCAGAACAGCAGAUGCCGAUUUAUAACCUUCCAUCAAAGAUUCUUUGCCGUGUUAUGAAUGUGCAGUUGAAGGCUGAACUAGAGACAGAUGAGGUCUUUGCUCAAAUUACUUUGAUGCCGGAACCUGAUCAAGAUGAAAAUGCGGUAAAGAAGGAGCCAGCACCGCCAGCCGCAUCUCGGUUCCACGUGCAUUCAUUUUGCAAGACGUUGACUGCUUCUGAUACGAGUACUCAUGGUGGAUUUUCUGUUCUGAGGCGCCAUGCUGAUGAAUGUCUUCCUCCACUGGACAUGUCAAGGCAACCUCCUACGCAAGAGUUAAUAGCCAAGGAUCUGCAUGGAAAUGAAUGGCGUUUCAGGCACAUAUUUCGCGGUCAACCACGCAGGCAUUUGCUUCAAAGUGGUUGGAGUGUCUUUGUUAGUUCCAAAAGGCUCGUUGCUGGUGAUGCUUUUAUUUUUCUAAGAGGUGAAAAUGGAGAGCUUCGUGUGGGGGUGAGACGCGCAAUGAGACAGCAAGCAAAUGUGCCGUCUUCUGUCAUAUCCAGCCAUAGCAUGCAUCUUGGAGUGCUUGCGACUGCAUGGCAUGCCAUCCAGACAGGAACCAUAUUUACAGUCUAUUACAAGCCUAGGACUAGUCCUGCAGAGUUCAUUGUUCCGUAUGAUCAGUACAUGGAGUCUCUCAAAAACAACUAUUCCAUAGGGAUGAGAUUCAAAAUGAGGUUUGAAGGUGAAGAAGCUCCAGAGCAAAGAUUUACUGGAACCAUAGUUGGGAUAGAAGAGUCUGAUCCUAAAAGGUGGCCUGAGUCUAAAUGGAGAUGCCUGAAGGUACGAUGGGAUGAAACAUCAAGUAUUCCUCGCCCAGAAAGAGUUUCACCUUGGAAAGUGGAGCCCGCUCUCUCCCUACCCGCAAUAAAUCCACUUCCAGUGCAUAAACAAAAAAGGCCCCGGUCAAGCAUGUUACCUUCGUCCCCCGAUUCUUCUGUUCUAACAAGAGAAGGUUCAUCAAGGGUUGUUGCAGCAGACCCUUCACCUGCAAGUGCAUUUUCAAGGGUCGUGCAAGGACAAGAAUUAUCAACCUCAAGAAUCCCUUUUGCAGAGAAUAAUGAGUCAGACACGUGUGGUAUACCUCUUCAGUGGGCAUCUUCAGUAAUAGACGAUAACAAAACAGACCAUGGUUCUAUGUCCCAACGAUACAGAAUGGAGAAAAUUUUACCCUUUGAAAGGCCCGUUGAUACCUCUUUCACAGACCUAAUAUCAAGUUUUGGAUCCUCUGCGGGUCAAACUGAGGGAAAAUUUAGUGUACAGUCAAACGUGUGGUCUACAAUGCCCUCCAAUUUGUCUCUCAACCUAAUGAGCUCACCCACAAAAUGUGCUCAUACCAGUGCUUUUGGCGAGUAUCCUGUUCAUAAUAACCGAAGGGGUAAUGAGCAGGAACAUAGAAAGUGGCUGAUGCCUCCACCACUUCCUUCAUAUGUACAUAUACCGAAAUUACCUUUAGUUCAACAAAAUGAGGUUAGGAAGCCCGAGGAUGGGAAUUGCAAAAUUUUUGGUGUACCCCUUGCUGGUAACAAGGUUGCACCGGAUGUAACAGGCAAUGCACAUCAAGGCUUACAACUACAACAUUACCCGACCUUCGAAUCUGAUCAAAGGUCUGAAUUUUCGAAGAGUCUGAAAGUUAUGGGUAAUCCACAAUCUGGUAAAGAACUAGAGAAGCAAUAUCAAAGUUCCCAGCCACAACCAAAAGUACAGGGAGUUUCAACAAGGAGUUGUACAAAGGUUCAUAAGCAGGGGAUUGCGCUUGGUAGGUCCCUGGAUCUUGCUAAGUUCAACAACUAUGAUGAAUUGAUUGCUGAACUGGAUGAGUUGUUUGAAUUCAAUGGAGAGCUGAAAAGCCGAAGUAAGACUUGGCUGGUUGUAUACACCGAUGACGAGGGUGACAUGAUGCUUGUCGGAGAUGAUCCAUGGCAGGAAUUUUGUGGCAUGGUUCGUAAGAUCUUUAUUUAUACCAAAGAGGAGGUUCAAAGAAUGAAUCUUGGGACUCUAAAUUCAAGGGGAGAGGAGAAUUCAUCUGUUGCAGGGGUAGAUGGCAGGGAGAUAGGAACUCUUCCAGCAUCUUCUAGUCCCGAGCACGCAUAGGUUUUUAUUACUAUGUCUAGGUAUAUGUUUAUAGGUGGAUAGGGAGUAUGAUAAAUAUAUAUAGCUAAUGGCAGUCGAGAGGAGUUGAAAUAAUUAUAUUUAAGUUGCGUCAAGAUGGCUUCUACUUCCCAUUGAUCAUUAGUGUCUUUGGAGUGGAGGUAAGUCUUCGAUGAUAUCAUGUUUUGAAUUUUGGACAGUUGGAGCUGUUAUAUUGCGGCAUGGGGCUCCUUAACGUUGUUAUUAUCCUUAUUAUAGAAUGAAUAUAUAUAAGUAUGGGUUGUAUAUAGGGUGAUAUUGGGAGUAUGGAGUAUGGCAUUAUUAUGUACAAAUGUCUUUUGCUAGCUAUAGUUGUCCCAGUUUCUUUUUAUGCGAGGAGAAAGUUAUUGAACCUUUAAUGGAGAUCGUCUUUAUGUGGCUUUUUAUCUUUAUAAAUCACUCCUUUAUGUGGUUGGGGAAUC
Messenger RNA from Erigeron canadensis, 3692 nucleotides. RefSeq names its product auxin response factor 2B-like. Gene Ontology annotation, biological process: response to hormone; regulation of DNA-templated transcription. The transcript has 15 exons. Gene Ontology annotation, cellular component: nucleus. Gene Ontology annotation, molecular function: DNA binding; protein binding. The coding region runs from base 799 to 3234 and encodes 811 amino acids. The record is from RefSeq and is a predicted model, not a curated record. NCBI's taxonomy places the organism in Eukaryota, Viridiplantae, Streptophyta, Magnoliopsida, Asterales, Asteraceae.